CGCGCAGGGCGCCCGCUGGGAGCUGAGGUCUUCUGAAAAUCAGUCCCGUUAAACCAAAGUCUCGUCAAGCUGGCCAAGCAAAGCGUAAUACAUCUAAGUAAAGAGUGGCGUUGUGCAUUGUACUGAGUUAGCAACUCCAUUUGGUAUUAAGUGGUGUAGAAGCCUAUGAGGUGACAGUGUGCGCCGAUGUAACUCAAACGGUAAUUCCCCCCUCCCCACACAUAAAUGGAGUGGGGACAACAAGGACCAGGUAAGCAUGUUUUAUUAAAAAGAAACCAAGAAUGAAAGUAAUCUAUUAUCUCAUUAAGUUAAGUGAUAUACACAAUUCUCAGUUCUGCAUUGCUGAUGGUAGAGUUGGUCACUGCUCAAGUUCGGGAACGGGUAUUUGUGCAGAGGCUCCAGCACAUAGUAACUGCAAGUCUCUAGCAUAAAAGGCCUCAUCCUACUUCCACUGAAGUCAAUGGGGGGCUUUGUAAUUGACUUUAAUGGGAGCAGAUUUGAACCACAGAUGUAGGUGGUAGUGAACACUUCUCUCCCACGGACAUACACUACAGUUGCUUGUCAGUACAGAGUGCACCAGUCUCAGUUAUUUCAGUUUCAGGAUACAAUGUAAUGUGUAAUAAUACCACCCUAACCAGCUAAAAUGAAAAUAUAAAGAGCUUGCAUUUUAAGCUUCUUGAUGACUGCGGGUACAGCCACAUGAACAAUACUUAUUCUCAAACCAGCAAAACUACAAAUAAUAAAUCAGAAGACCCAAAUUUCUAAAUUAAUUUAUACUUUCUUUCAUUAGAGGAUGUCAAAUGUACAAAUAUUAGCCUCCACAAUGCAGUCCUUACGCAAGCAAAAUUCUAACUGAAACCAAUAGAAGUUUUGCUUAUAUAGAGGCUGUAAAAAAGGACUUUUAAGUUGUUAGUUAUCACAACACUGAUGUAAAGAAGGGAAUAAGCAUUAACCCCAUUUUUGAAAGGAAAACAUUGAGGUACAGAAGUUGUUUGGCCUGCCCAGGAUCAUAUGGUGUUAAAGAUUUCUCUACACAUGGAAAAUGAACAGUUGCUGACAGUAGUUAUCACCACUGCCUUCUCCCCUUAAAAUGGUGUUGAACACUGUGUAGCUGUUAGUCCAGAUAGACAACAAAAAGUGUUGCCAACUCACAAUUUUAAUCACAAGUCAUGACAUUUGAUGUUUUUCUUAAAGCCACAGCUCCAGGAAUCACAUAAUUACACAACAAUCUCAGCUUUCAUUUUUCUAAGUUUCUAGCCCUCAUAGCUGUAAGGAACAACUUGAAAACAUGAUCUCUGUAGGCUCAAAACCCAAAAGGCAACCCCCUCCCCAAUUUAUUAUUUUUAAAAUCUCAUAAUUUGUAAACCAACCUGUUUUGAUUGGGGUGGGGAGAGAGGAGGCAGGCUGACUGGCUAGUGAACACUUGGGUUUGGCAAUGCCAAAAACAUUGUCAACAUCAGUAUGGGAAGUGAUCUGGAGCUAUGGUGCAACAAGUGUCUUUCAUGCUUUUGUAACAGUGUUGUAAAGCUAUGUUGCUCCCAGGAUGUUAGAGAGACAAGGUAGAUGAGGUAAUAGCUUUUAUUGGACCAAUCUCUGUUCUUACAAGAGACAAGUUUUCAAGCUACACAGACCUCUUCUUGAGGUCAGGUAAACAGUUUGUUUUGGCUACUAGUAGUUAGUUUUCAAAGCUGGCUGAAGGGAAAGUGAGCUCAUUCCCAACAAAGUAAGUGACCUAUUGCUCAAAAUGGUUGCCAGGAACACAUGAGAUGUUUGCGUUAUUUUCCUUGUGCAGUUGGCCCCUUAUUUUGUUGAGACUGUCAUAUUGAGGCAGCUCAAAGCAAGCACAGUAUCUCUAAAAUAUACUUUACCCAAAGAAAGAGAAGUAGAAAGAGAAAUAAGAAUAGAAAGUAGGAUAAGCCCUUUUUGUUUUUUAAUAGAAAGAUUCUCCAUUUGCAUAUAACUAGUUUUUGAGGCAUGUUUAGCAUUUGUAAAGUGCUUGGGUAUUUUUGGGUGCAAAACAGUAUUGUGCGUGUAAGUAUAUUCAUAGGUGUAAUUCAGUAAGAUCAAUUCAAUGGCUCUUGGGCAAAGAAGACAGGCAUAAUAGCCUAGUGAGCCAAUUUACUGCAUGUAUCCAUAGCAAUAAAAUGAUCCAAGGCUGGUUUCAGAAGGGGCGAAUGGAAAAAAAAGUUUAGAGAAGGAGUGAAAGUGAUCAGACAAAAGGAGAGCGAAAGAGAAUGGCCUGGAACGCCCCGUUGCUAAAGCCCCGUGAGGGUUGCUAAACGUGUCGUCACAACGGCCUGGCCAGGGGGUGUAGCCUGCAGAGGAUACUAUGCAGGAACAGCUGCUCCGAUCACAGCUUCUACGUUCGUCGCCCGCCCGCUCUGCUUCUGCAGCUGGGCUGACGCCACGCAUCGUUUCUUCGGCGCUCUGCUCCGCCCGCUCGCCGCGUGCGGUACCUAUUCCCUUCCGGGUGCGGGCGGGCCCUGCAGGAGGGACAGGCGCGUCGCUCGUGGUCGGGUCACCUUGCAGCGCGGCGGCAGGUUCCUCCCGUGGAAGGGCGAUGGCCGGGCUGGUCAACCUGGAGGAUGAGGAGGAGGUGAAGGGCUACUUGGAAAACCUGGGCAUCGAGUACAGCUACCAGUGCUACAAGGAGGGUGACCCGGACGGUUGCCAUCGAUUGGCUGAUUAUUUGGAGGGGGUGAAGAAGGACUUUGAAGGAGCUGCCAAGGUGCUAAAAGAAAACUGUGAAAAGAAUGCGAACAGUGAGAGUUGCUAUAAACUUGGAGCUUAUUAUGCAACUGGGAAAGGUAGACUCAGCCAAGAUUUGAAAGCUGCCUACAACUGCUUUCUGAAGUCUUGCGAAAAAGGUGGGAAGAAAUCAAUAAAUGCUUGCCACAACGUUGGACUUUUAGCACACGAUGGGCAAGUAAAUGAUCACAAACCUGACCCAGUCCUUGCCAGGGACUACUACACUAAAGCAUGUGAUGGCAGUUUUGCCCCUAGUUGCUUCAAUCUUAGUGCAAUAUAUCUUCAAGGAGCACCUGGGAUACCAAAGGACAUGAACCUGGCUUUGAAGUACUCUUUGAAAGCAUGUGACAUGGGUCAUGUGUGGGCAUGUGCCAAUGCCAGUCGAAUGUACAAACUAGGAGAUGGAAUUGAUAAGAAUGAUGCCAAGGCAGAGGCUCUGAAAAACAGGGCAAGAGAUCUACAUAAAGAACAGCAGGAAGCUUCUAGAGCCUUAACGUUUGGGGAGUAAAUCCAAUUAAAUCAUUCACUGACUUCUAGGACUGCGCUUUUAAAUGAUGCAAAAACUUUAGCUGCAAACAAAAAACCCAUACCUGUUGCACUCACAAAAGAGGCAUCUGUAUGUACGUGUUUGCAUGUGCAAAUUUUUGGAUGUGCAACUGAUGCAUGUACAACUUUGGUGUACCAUUAUCUGAAAACUUGGCCCUUUCAUACAGAACAGUUUUUCAGGCGAACAAAUGUUUAGGGCCAAAUUUUCAAAGGCUCAGAGGACCCAGCUUUUAAAAUUGAAGGUGCAGUUCCAUGUGCUGACUUGUGGCUACAAUCUUCCACAUCCACAUACAAUCAUAUGUGCAUAAUUACUCAAACCUGACUAUGCAAAACUGUGUCUAAUUUUAGAGACUACUUUAGAUAUUAUUACUGGGACCCUAAGGAUGCUAUAUAGAAGAAUUUAUGUACUCUUUGAGCACUCUUCUUUUCCAAAGACAAGCACUCACACUGAAAACCUCAACUUGAAUCAUCACAGGACAUGCUCCUUCCAUUGAUGCUGAAAUACACUGAUCACUGAAGGUGGUAUUUUUUUGGUCUUCUAAAUGUAGUUUCUUUAGUUGCACUUCUCUGUUUACCAAGGUUACAAAAGGGAUAUAACUUAGCUGACAUGGUGAUGAGUGAAGUGAGCGCACAUAUAAUGGUGAUGAGUGAGCACACAUAUAAAUCUUGAUUUCUUGAAAGUCCAGUAAAUGUUAUCUAGAUACUUGUGAAUGUCAGUAAGUAUUCUUUAUUUGUGUAAAUUGUUUAGUCUAUUACAGAUGGGUUCAAUGUUUUAUUGAAUAAAUCAAUUCUUGUUUAUAAUUUGAGUGAUUUUAAAAGUGCAUGUGUGAGAGAGAGCCCAAAUUAAAAAAUCCUUACUCAGGCUAAACUUGAAUAUUAGUCAAUGGGCAUUUUUAACUGAGCAAAGACUUCAGGAUGUGAUGUUUUUAAUUAUAAAAAACAAACCUACAGUAAAUUAUGGUGGAAUGUUUGUGUAUCUUACCACUAAGGGGCGCUUGUGUUCUAAAAGCCACACAAUGCUUUCUUCAUUUGAAAUUAAGAAAAGAGGCAUCAGUAUAAUAGUGCAUUUUUGUAUGGUGGAGCUAUAUUUCAUUUUUAUUUCCCUUAAGUGGUACCAAUUUCAAAACUGAGAGCUGUCCCAUUAUACAAUAAACUCUACAUAUGUUUUAAG
Messenger RNA from Chelonoidis abingdonii (Abingdon island giant tortoise), 4465 nucleotides. RefSeq names its product cytochrome c oxidase assembly factor 7 (gene COA7). NCBI's taxonomy places the organism in Eukaryota, Metazoa, Chordata, Testudines, Testudinidae. The record is from RefSeq and is a predicted model, not a curated record. Gene Ontology annotation, molecular function: protein binding. Gene Ontology annotation, cellular component: mitochondrial intermembrane space.